Messenger RNA from Pseudogymnoascus destructans, 375 nucleotides. RefSeq lists its product as uncharacterized. Bases 1 to 375 code for a protein of 124 amino acids. The transcript has 2 exons. The record is from RefSeq and is a predicted model, not a curated record. Lineage: Eukaryota; Fungi; Ascomycota; Leotiomycetes; Thelebolales; Thelebolaceae.
AUGUUACCUCCAACCAGAGUCCAGAUCAAGAGGAAGGCCACUGAGGAUCCUGUGGAGAUUUUGCGUGUGCACGAUGAACUUGCCAGGGGUCGAAAUGCUGGCCAGUUUAUAUUCAAGCGACAACGAAUCGUCCAGGGCUCGCGACCAAAUGCAUUCACCGUCGCGGACUCUGCGGGAUAUACAUCUGCUCUAGAAAAUGGCCCGAGAGCACCACAGGUUAAAACCAGCCAACCAGGGGAUGAAUUUAGAGACCAGCCGGGCCGAAACCUGAGCAACACCCAGCCUGCUGUCCCUCCGGAGACGCGGCACGUUACAAUGAGACAGGAUGAAGUUGGAGCUGUGCCACCCGCGAAUAAUAGAGGGCUCCGGACGUAG